AUGAGGGCUGCACUUGUGCUGUUGCUGCUGCUGUUAGUCACUCUCACUGUCUCUGAAGCUGGAGGGAAAAACAAGAAAGGUGAGAAUUUCUCUUCUUCCCUUCCCAUCCUUUUGCUUUCGGAGUUUCUCCUGUCAAGUCAGAUCAAGUCAACUUUGUUUUUUAACAGUCAUAAAUCAAUACAGUGGUUGUUUUAUGCCGCAUAUAUAACAAGCAGGUUAAUACUGGGCCUCUUUUAAGUGAUUGUGGAGUCCGAAAAAUGACUCACGCUGGCGUAUAUGUCACAGUCUGUUUUUUUUGGGGUCAAUUUCAGGGUGCUCAGUAUAUCCACAAUGAGCACUUUUAAUGCAACUGGGCAGCUCUUUUUGGUGCAGUCCUGCUUACUACCAGCAUGGUGAUGGAGCUCGGCCUGUGGAUACAUGGCUUAACUUGGUUCGCUUUGCCAUGUGUCCAGCAUGCUUUGCUCAAUGAAGCACCAUCGCUUCUUUAAAAGAAAUCAAUAAAACUCACAAUCUAACGUUUUUGUCUCCAGCUAUGUCACUAAUCAUCUAUCUACUUCGGUAUCUGUACAAAAACUUUGCAACAUUUUCUCUGUGCUGCUUAGUUAUAGCAUUUGCAGUGUCAUGGUGUUCUUCCACAUUCAUCUCUCGGAUUUUAUGCUUUUCUACAUUUGGUUGACUUGGAUUUUAAUGCUGUGCUGUAAACUAAUGCAGGCAUUUUGUGUAUUCCAUCUCAAACACAAAAGAUCUGAUAGUGUGAAUAAAUAGGCUUUUUGGGGGUUAUUAAAAAAGGGGAAUUAUUAGUCCAGGUUUUACUGCUCCUGAUGCAGUUAUUAUGUUUUAAUAAGUAUAGAGUUAAAACACAUUUAUUCCUAGAACAAAGCCUUUGGUUCGUGAAAGCUUGACAUCUGAGCAGACAGAAUUGGACGAUUUUCCGAUUUUCAAGCAGGACAGAAAUGAAUCAGUGAAAAGGCAGUGAUUGUAUUGCAAUUGGUGAUCUCGUCCUGGAUGAAUGGAUGACAUUCCCCAUGUCACUGUGUGCAGAAUGUGAGGAUAUGACACAUGCUAUCUGUUGAGAAGGCACCGCUGGGAAUUGAACCCAAGAUCUCCUGUUAAGUAGCCAGGUGCUUUAACCGACUAAGCUACAGCGCCAAAGAAGUAUCCCAUACACAGAUUGGCUACAUGUCAGAACAGUUCACCCUUGAUUCCUGUUAAUUUUACUUUAAUUUAUGAACUUGUUUAUUUAUUAACCAACUUUUUCUCUUCCUCUAUGUCCCUAUUUCUUUGUCAGUGUUUUGGAUGUCAUUUAAGUGUUGAGGAUUUUUACACCCUACCAAUGCAACUGGAGUUCAACUAAUUUUCUCUCUCUGGUCAUGGUUUUUGUAGAAUUUAUUAUUUCUAUUGAAUUACUUUGUUCUAAAAACUUUGAUCAGCAAAUUCCUUGCAAUUGUACUUUGAGAAAUGUUGUUCUUAAACUGGUCGACCUAUUGCUCACGCAGUUGUUCACAAAGUGGUGAACCUCGCCUCAUCCUUGCUUGUGAAUGACUGAGAAUUUUUGGGGAAGCUGCUUUUAUACCCGAUCAUGGCACCAACCGUUCCCAAUGAGCCUGCUCACCUGUGGGAUGUUCCAAAUAGGUGUUUGAUGAGCAUUCCUCAAAUUUCUCAGUAUUUUUUGCCACCUUUCCCAACUUCUUUGUCAUGUGUUGCAGCCACCAAAUUCUAAGGUUAAUUAUUUGCAAUAAACAAUAAAGUUUAUGAGUUUGAACAUUAAAUAUCUUGUCUUUGUAGUGUAUUCAAUUGAAUAUAGGUUGAAAAUGAUUUGCAAAUCAUUGUAUUCUGUUUUUAUCUAAGUUAAGCACAAUUCCCCAACUUCAAUAGAAUUGGGUUUUGCAUUUACAUAUUUACUAUUUAUUCACAUUUAAAAAGGUACAGUGUGUACAGUACAGUUUUAUUUUUGUAAACACCAAAUUAGCCUGGAUUUCUACAGAAGCACAGAAUAGACAAACUUGUAAAAUUCAUGUUUAUGUAGUUAGUGAGUGGCUGCAGGAUGAAGAUAAAGAAGAAGAGGAUGAUUGUUGGUCUAAAAACAUGACAAAUGAAAGAUCGUACUAAUUAUGGAUUACAGGAGCUUCUUAUCCUCAAAGGUCACUGUUGCUUCAUAGAUGGGAGGGAUGAGCAACGGAGCCUUUCCAAUAUUCCUGUUUCUACACACACUGUACUUUUAAUAGACCUGACACUUCUCAGUAGCCUACAUCAAUAAAAUGAUUGUCCAGUGAGAGCCCAAUUAAAUUUAAAGCUUCAAUUAAAAAAGCAGGAAACUAUUAGACCUGUUUCCAGAGCGCAGCAACUUGAGUGAAAUACCCAUGAGGGGAGACACGCUGGAUGAUUAAUAACAGACAGUUGAGCUCGUUUUUGGCCUGAAAUAACCCCAAAUUUACCACUGAUAUAACCUGGUUAUUUUCUCUUUUUUAAGUUCUUUCUCCUGUCGUGUGAGGAGAUAUGCACACUGUGCUGAAAUAUACCCACAUUCAGACUCAUAUUUUUAUCCUUGCAUGUUUCUUCUUCUUUGUAUCAACACACCUUUUGUUAUAAGUAAGAGGCUGUGGGGGGCGAUAAAGUUUAAAGAGCCCUUUAAAUGUUUUGCUCUCGUAAACAUGACAACAAUAAACACGCUGAUAAAAAAAAAAAAAAAUUAGAGUGAUUGUGCAUGGAUAAACACCAUAAAAACUAAUUAUGACUUGUAUGGGUGCCGAGUUUCAUAUUUGCACCUGGCUGCAGUAAAAGCUGCUCAGGUGAAUUGGUUCGAGAGUCUGAGUGCUUAAUUAGCUUCAGAAAGACAGCUCCCAGUGAGCAGCUGUCACCUGCAGACUGGUCGGACUGGGUGGCUCAGAGGUGAUUUUUCAUGUUUACAAAAUACUGAAAGCAUGUGUGUCUGAAAUAACAGGUACAUAAAUAUUUUUUUCUGUCCACAGAGAGAAGCAAACCCUCCCCGUCCGGGUCAGAAUGCACCGACUGGCGCUAUGGCAACUGUGUCCCUAGCAACGGGGACUGUGGAGCGGGGUUUAGAGAGGGGUCAUGUGACCAGCAGACCAAGAAGAUGAAAUGUAAAGUACCAUGCAACUGGAAAAAGGACUUUGGAGGUAACGUCCCGGCACACACGUGAACACACACAUGAACGCACACAGAUAUCCGUACAGCUCCACUGGAGUGUGAAAGUUUCAGAUUUGAGAGAUGGAGUCAGAGCAGGUGAGACGAUGAGAGUAAUGUGCAGCUACACCCAGUGCACUGAAUGUAAAGCUUUUCUUCGGCUCUCAUGACACGAUCCUCUGACUCUGAAUAACUCCACAGUCUGAAGAGGUGCCUGAGACAACAACACAAGCACCUGCAACAUAAUGAUGCAAUCCAGUGAAGUAGCCCUGCAGAAAUGAACUCUGUGGAGCCGUGGGGGAUGCAAAUUGUUUGCACAUGUUGUAAUGUUGGGUUUUAAUUGUUUUUACACUGUCGUCUCUUGCAGCAAGAACUUGAAAUUAACUGUUUGAAACACUAUGCUCCAAAGUUUAGGACAGGUUUCAUUACAUUUUGCAGGUUGGUUCUUGUAUUGUUGGUUUUUCCCCCUUUUUUUUUCUUGCAGUGGACUGAGACAGUUUUCUUAAUCAGCCGGACACUGGUGGUCCAAACAUGUCAGAUCUGGUCUAGCUGAGGAAUAUUUUACAUAAUGAACCAUAUGUUCAUCGAAAUUCAGCCUACAUUUAAGGAUUAUACAAUUAUUGUGAUGACUGUUAAUGACUGACAUGAAACAUUCUAUGAUAACAUUGACAACCCAGCUUAGAGAGCAGCAUGUGGAGAGAAUGUGCCAGGAGUUGUCCUGGGAGCACUUCAGCUCUUGAAUAUUUAAAAGAAAUAAUAUUCACAGACUGAGUUUUCAGACGAUUUGUUGUUCAGUCAAAUAAAUCUGGAUCUGUAAUGAUCUCUGUAGAGUUUAAGGUUAACACUCCCUGUAAAUACUUUGCCAGAGUUACCACCAGCUUUGUGCAGAUGGUCAAAUUUCACUCUGAACUGUUGGUUCUGGUGGUUGAGCAUUAGAUGGAGCUUCAUUAACAGAGAAAGGGACCACUUUAGGCAAAAAAAGAAGAUCAAAUGUGCAAACAGCACACAAUGACGUUAUUUUCUCUUUGCAUGCACUUUGUGAAUCAGGCAGUUGUUCCUCAUUAGAGAAGGUUUUAGCAGACACAAAAGCAGUGUAAUUGUAUUUGUGAAUCAGGCUGUGGAUAUGUUGUUAAGGCUGGACUGUGUUUAAAGAUUCUAAACUUAGCAGCAAGUCUAAAAAGAGAGCCUGUGUUUAGCUAGCGGAGCAGACUGCUGCACGCUUUUUGUCUGAAAUCACUUCCUCUCAGUUGGUUUUCUGUUUCUCUCUUAACUAGCUGACUGUAAGUACCGGUUUGGUAGCUGGGGGGAGUGUGAUCCAGGGACUGACCUGCGGACCAGAACAGGGACCCUGAAGAAGGCUCUGUUUAAUGCCGAGUGCCAGCAGACCAUCACUGUCUCCAAACCCUGCCCUGGAAAAACCAAGACAAAAAACAAAGGUUAGACCGACAUGCUCACCUUCUCAAUAAAGAGGAACCAACCAAAGUUUACCCUUACAGUGACUGAAAAAUGGACAAAUUCCCAGAUUUCAGAAGUGAAAUAAGCAUAUGCUGGACUAUAAUUGUAAAAAACAGUCAACAAAACAGUCUGAUAUAGUUUUAUUUCCUCAAAGGACUUCAAGAGUUAUUAAUGGGGAACUGCCAUCAAAAAUGUAAUUUUGUGUGUUUUUGUGUCAGAUAAGGUCCAUAUUAUGUUCGUCUUAUGUUGUAAAUGUGAAAACAAACCGUUACGUCGUUUGCAUUCUGUAAAGGUUUAAAAUAAAGGAACAGGUAAACCAGGACAAUUGAAAAAGCAGGUCCUCCUGACAUCAUGCUGACCUUGCUCAUUAUUAUUCACGAGCGCGUCCUCGGUGAGCCGCACCCACUCUCUCGUUCUCAUACUCACAGUCACAGCCAGAUCGAGACCCAGCUACCACUGUAGCCACUAUGGGUCUCUUCCAAACGACCGGUGUUUCCUUGGGUUCACUGCCGGGAAAAUGAUCUUAAAGCUGGGCAGAAUGAAUGAGAAAACACCGCUGGAGAUCUCCGGCUUCUUCUUCAACUUCCACCUCCUCUUCAGACUCGGGGUCUAAAAUAUAUAAUUUAAUAUCUGCCAUUUUUAGCGUUUAGCAUAAGGUGACCAGCCGUCCCUGAUUUCCGGGGACAGUCCCCGUAUUGGAUGACCUGUCCCCGGCAAUAGCUGUCCCCGAAAAUGUCCCCGAUUUAAGCGUUUCAUGAAUGAGAGCAAAAAUGUUGCGUGUGGGCUCGAACAACGGUUAUUACAGUAGCCGAAUGGGUAGGAAGCACAAGUUAGCAGUCCUGAACAACAGUUCUUAUGGGGGUUAUUACAAGGGGCAUGCGCUGCUACUAAACAGUACCGAGACUUUGUCUGUGAUCACACAGCCCCUGUAGCCCCUGCUCCCUCCCCGCCGCCGCACCGAAUAUCCCCGGAUAUCAUUACAGACACCUGGGCACCGUACUUUAGCACACAUUAGCAGAAUGGAUAAACCGAAAUCCGAACCUCCACUGCUGAGCCAAUCAGAGCACAGCAGGCUUCACAGCAGCGAGCCAAUCAGAGCAAAGCUCAUUACCAUAAUUGUUAAUGAGCCAAAAUCAGUUGGUUUUCCUGUAAGGUUUUUUAGGCAUACUAACACAAACCAUCAAAUAACUUUUCAGCUAAAAUUAUGUUGCAAACAUGAUCAGAGGACAUCAAGGAUUAUGAAAAAAUGGGUAUGAAAUUUUGGUGGCAGGUCCCCUUUAAAUAUUAUCGAAAUUACAGGCUGGAUUGGUCUGACAUUUGCAUGAAUAUUCACUGUCCUUGAAAAAAAAACAAUCACUAUCAUUUUGAUGAAACCUUCACCUUUCCUCGAGCAGCAGUAACAAGCCAGAAAUAUUCCAAUUUCACAUAACUUUUUACCAAGUUAAUCCUCUGCCAUUAUCAUGAAGCCUUAAGAGGAUCAGUAACCCUGAAAAUGUUCCUCUACUGCAAAACAACUCACAACCUCUCCAAAAAAAAUCAUAUUCAUGCCUUUUAAGUUGAUAAAAAGAGAAAGAACUAUACACUUUUCAGUUUUUUGGUGUUUUUUUUUUGCUUUCUAGUCUCACCAGUAUCCAAACUUUGGACCAGAUGAACUCCUCAUCUGAACUUUCUUUCAAAUGUGUUUUGAAUUGACGCUCUGAGCAAUGUUUACUCCUUUAUUUCUAAUUUUUUUUGUUCCAGGAAAGAAGAGAAAGGGCAAAGGAAACUAG
Xyrichtys novacula (pearly razorfish) is the source of this 6368-nucleotide messenger RNA. The record is from the annotation of a GenBank genome assembly. NCBI's taxonomy places the organism in Eukaryota, Metazoa, Chordata, Actinopteri, Labriformes, Labridae.